Talaromyces marneffei is the source of this 3384-nucleotide messenger RNA. RefSeq lists its product as uncharacterized. Gene Ontology annotation, biological process: nucleotide-excision repair. Gene Ontology annotation, cellular component: nucleus. The record is from RefSeq and is a predicted model, not a curated record. The transcript has a single exon. Gene Ontology annotation, molecular function: single-stranded DNA binding; DNA endonuclease activity. The coding region runs from base 1 to 3384 and encodes 1127 amino acids. Lineage: Eukaryota; Fungi; Ascomycota; Eurotiomycetes; Eurotiales; Trichocomaceae.
AUGGGUGUCACUGGACUCUGGACUGUAGUCCAACCCUGCGCUCGACCGGUCAAACUCGAAACCCUCAAUCGAAAACGACUCGCCGUCGACGCGUCCAUUUGGAUAUACCAGUUCCUCAAAGCCGUUAGAGAUAAAGAAGGAAAUGCGCUCAGAAAUGCACAUGUUGUUGGAUUCUUUCGUCGAAUAUGUAAACUUCUCUUCUUUGGGAUCAAACCCGUGUUCGUGUUCGAUGGUGGGGCACCGAUUCUCAAACGUCAAACUAUCGCGGCGAGAAAGAAGAGACGAGAUGGGAGAAGAGAAGAUGCUGUAAGGACGGCUGGGAAGUUAUUAGCGAUCCAGAUCCAGAGACGGGCAGAAGAGGAACAAGCAAAGCGCGCGGCGGGCUAUGAAGAAGAUGUGGAGGAGCAAGAGCCUUUGGGAGCGCCGAACUAUGUUGACGAGAUACUUAUGACGCCACAGGAGAGGAUACGCAACAGAAAAUUCCGAAAGCAGGAUCAGUAUCAUCUGCCUGAUCUCGAGACAGAUUUAACUCAGCUGGGAGGAGCGGAUGAUCCUCGGAUUAUGUCCCAGGAGGAGCUGGAAGAAUACGCGAGACAGUUCCAUAAUGGCGAGGAUAUCAAUUUGUAUGACUUUUCGAAAAUUGAUUUUGACAGUCCAUUCUUUAUGAGCUUACCGGCGACCGAUCGAUACAACAUUCUUAAUGCUGCUCGAAUUCGCAGCCGUCUACGAAUGGGUUACUCGAAAGAACAGCUUGAUUCCAUGUUCCCUGACCGAAUGGCAUUUUCAAAGUUUCAGAUUGAACGAGUCAAGGAGCGUAAUGAUCUCACACAACGAUUGAUGAAUCUCAAUGGCAUGAAUGGCGCAGAUGUUGCGUUUGAUUUCAACUCUGGUAGGCGUAUUGCUGGAGAACGUGGAAAGGAGUAUGUUUUAGUCAAAAACCCCGACGUUGAAGGCGGAUGGGCGCUUGGUGUUGUGGGCAACAAAGAAGGCACAGCGGCCGAUCGUCCGAUUGAUGUUGAUGAGUACGGUUUACCUGAUGUUCUACCGGCGAAGGAUGACGAAGAAGAUGAUGAUGCUUUUGAAGAUGUGCCUAUUGAAGGAUUGAACAGACUUCCUAAGCUACCUUUUCUGCAAAAGGGCGUGUUUGAUGAAUCUGUUCAGCGACAGAUGGAUCGGAGAAACGAGCUUCGUGCAGCACACCAGUCUCAAAUAGACGAGGAAGAUGAGGAUGCUUUGUUUUUCUCGGCACCUGGAGACACCGACGAUCUGUUUGGAGAUAGCGAGGACGAAGACCUUCAAAAAGCGAUAGCCAUGUCUCUUGAACCGCAUCAAGAGGAGCAGGCUAGACAAGUCAUAUCACCAGAUUCUAAGCCGAUUGUAGCUCCUACUUUCGAACCCGAGCUUACCCCCGAAAGCGAUGAUGACGAUAUGGAUUUUGCCGCGGCUUUAGCACGAUCUAAACAGUCUCAGCCAGAACUUAAACCCAAUCCUAUGCGACCAGAGGUUGCACCUGAGUAUAAGUUUAGCGGCCCAUUGCCAUUCGAGUCCCUCAAGAUCAAUAUGCGAGCAAAAGAAGAACUACCACAAGCUGACCUGCUUGAUGAGGAGGCAGGAGGCUUUGAGAAGCAGGCUGAAAGCAAGCAAAGCAAAGCGAAGAAGAAAGCCGCCGCUCUUCCACCGUGGUUCAGCAAGGAUGAUGGAACCAAGCAAGAGUUUAUAGCCGAGAAGACUGAAGAAGAGCCUGAGAAGAAGACCUACGAUGAUGUUAUUUUCGACAAGGCAGAAGUCAUGCAACAGCGUUCGUCGCCUGAUGUGACUGACCUUGAUGAGAUACCGGAUACUAAGCAGGUGAUUGAUCUUGAGUCUGAUAGCGAAGUACAGGAUGAACAAGCCCCUGUAGAUGUUGAGCCAUUCACGGAGGAGAAACCGGUCUUGAUGAGUGAUUUUGCGGAAGAUGUUCGAGUAAACCCUCCAAACCCGCCUGUUGAAGUUAUGGCGCCUCAUGUGCCUCCUGAGGAGGAUCAUUCUGUAACAGAUGCUUCCGAGAAAGUAGUUUCUGACUGGGAGCCUACGGACGAUGAGCGGGAGGCUCCCUCACGGACAGAAACAGUGGAAAAGGCAGCGCCUCCAGCUGAGGAUUCAACUAUAGAACCGAAGUCGCCUUCUCCAGAGUUUGAGGAUGUUCCUCCUCCAAUAAAUACAGAAGCUUUCCCUGGAAAUUCGGCGGUAGAACAUGAUGCAGCAUUAUUUGAAGAGCAAGACCACACUGCAGUCGGCAAUGACGAUUACUCUGACCCCGAAGAGGAAGAUCUUAUGCUACAGCUAGCGGCCGAGACGGAAGAGCAUGCGCGUUUUGUGUCUGAAUUCAACAACAAGACCCAGAUUGAGAAUGCACGUGAUUUUGAACAAGAAUUGAAACAGCUGCGGAACCAACAAAAGAAAGACCGAAGAGAUGCAGAUGAAAUAUCUCAGAUUAUGGUUUCUGAAUGUCAACAACUACUCCGUUUGUUUGGUCUACCAUAUAUUACUGCACCUAUGGAAGCAGAAGCUCAGUGUGCUGAGCUGGUGUCUUUGGGGUUAGUUGAUGGAAUUGUGACGGAUGACAGUGAUACAUUCCUCUUUGGGGGUACCAGAAUUUACAAGAACAUGUUCAAUCAAAGCAAGUUUGUGGAAUGCUUCCUUUCGAACGACUUGGAGAAGGAGUAUGCUUUGGAUCGAGUCAAACUGAUACAGUUUGCUCACCUCCUCGGAAGCGAUUACACAGAAGGCAUCCCCGGCGUGGGACCAGUCACUGCUCUAGAGAUUAUCACUGAGUUCAACAACCUCGAAGAAUUCCGCGACUGGUGGAUGCAGGUCCAGAUGGGAGUGGAAAUACCAAAUGACCCCCAUCAGCAGUUUCGCAAGAAGUUCAAAAAGAUGGCAACCAAGGUCUUCUUACCACCGUCAUUUCCUGACCGACAUAUCGACGAAGCCUACAUGCAGCCCGAAGUCGACAGUGACCCGUCCGAGUUUCAAUGGGGUGUGCCAGACCUCAAUGGCCUACGAAGUUUCCUAAUGGCGACUAUUGGAUGGUCUCAACAACGCACCGAUGAAGUCUUGGUUCCUGUGAUUCGCGAUAUGAAUAAGCGCGAGCAGGAAGGCACGCAGUCGAACAUCACGCGAUUUAUGAGCGGCGCAGUCGGCGCAGGAGCGUUUGCGCCAAGGGUCCGGGCGGAUGGCAAGAGUCGGAUGGGUAAGGCAUUAGGGCGAUUGCGAUCUGAAGCUGAGAGUCGGAAAUGGGGGUCUGCCUCUGGACCGACACAACUUGAUGAGCCGGCUGUAGAUCAAGAGGAUUCUGGAUCCACGCGAAAGAAGCGCAAGCGAAAGAGCCAUAAGGACAAGUGA